ACAGAAGAUCAUAAUCAUCAUUAUUUGUUUGUAGGAUUUACUAUCUUGCAAACAAAUGCUGUCAGUGUAUCAAGGAAUGACUAUUACAAAAACAGUUAACACAGUUAAAAAAAGGUGUUUUGAAAAGAAAUCUAAAGCAUGUCAUUGACUUUGAGCCUGAUAUCAAAGUUACCUUUUAGUCUGUAGCUGACAAUGACUGAGGAUCUCAGGCAGAGAAUAUCCGUAGCUUUAUUUCUAUAGACUUGCAGGCCUAAACAAACGUACAAAGUGAUUUCACUGGGGAAUAGUAAGAGUUAAAGAAUGAGUUCAGUGUUUCUCAACCAUGCCUUUAUAGAAAUACUGUUCACCAUCAUUAUUUAACACUCAAGGCUAACCUCAAUGAAUGCUUUAGUUUUGAUUGGUUUUUGUGUAGGCCUACACUUGCACCAUUAGACUGCAUUUAAGACCAAUCUAUUUUUAAAACAGGAAAUUCAUUAGCUCACACGUCAAGUGUUUUUCCAAAAUGGCCCCAAAGCAUGCUUUCUUAUUGACUUGACCUUGCACAAAUUCCAUUUUCAGGCCAAGACAGAUACUCCAUAAGAGCUAAUAGAAACCAUGGUUAGUGUCCCCCUUUUUAUCAAUAGAACUGUAUAUAUGUCUGAUUAUCUUGUGUGCUUCCAUACUGUAAAAAGGAGAUUUGAUGAUUGCCCAACUGGAGUGUUUAUUGCCAAUGAGAAGCUGCAGCAGAACAGUCAGUUUCUAAAAAUAAAAAAAAAGUUGUGCAAUGAUAGUAAACAGGACUGCAGCAAAAAAACAAACACCGUGAAUGCAUCUUUUAAGCAGCCGUUACGCAGUUAGGGUUCAGACUUGGUGCCACAAAAGCAACAGGCUAUGUGCAAUGUGCCUCUGAGUAAAAAACCUUUUGGUUGCUCAGGAAGCUUUAGAGUGUACAAUCUAUAUUUUUCCACAAGGUGGCGCCAUUUAACCAAGAAUGGGUUCCCCGGCCAUACUGACAGACUAUAAACCUAAAGCAACAGGCAGACGCUGUUUAUACAGCUUCUCAGUCUAGUCAACAAAGAUCUAGUAUUAGAAUGACUAUGGAUCACCUGACCAUGGCAGAAUAUAUUACUGGUUGAUUUGAAUCUACCUGAGAUCAACCGUGGAUGACAAAAGAUGGAGAACUUGGUGGUUUCUUGUGAUUUUCAUCUGUCACUUUUUUCCUGCUGUUCCUUCUUCCUGUCAGCGCCUUACCCUAACCACAACCUAAUUCUAAUUUAACCCUUAAAACCAAGUCUUGACCUUCAAACAGCCCUUUAAAGUUGUGAGGACCGGCCAAAAUGUCCUCACUCUGCAGGUAAAAAAAAAAAAACGUGUUUCAGUCCUCACUAUGUAGCAAGUACAAGUACACACACACACACAAACAGCAGCCAGGUUGCAGCCAUAGCAACGCCACCGGUGCGCUGUUAUCCUAAAGUGGUGUGGAUGGAAAGCAGAGGGCUGUUGCUGCUUUGAACUCCGCACACCUGCCUCCGUCGCCGUCCAGUCUCGCCAGGUUCAAGGUACGGGAGUGUCUGUCUGUCCUUGUCUGCCUGCGAUGGACGAGGCGGAGGACGGCGAGGAUGAGCCCAAAUUCCAGCAGCCUCGACCACUUCAAGUAGCCAGCGAGGAUCAUGGGAGCAGCGGAGGAACCGACAUGAAGAAAUUUACGCCAGGAGGCGGAGCCGCGUACAAUGCGCGCAAAAACUCCAACAACAAUGAGCUGCGGCUCCUGCGAGACGAGGACUCCGCACCUGUCAGUGCCAGUGGCAGCACAGCCUCUGCUCUGUUAUGCCAGAGGGAUGCUGCUGGCGGCCGAGGCGGCUCAGAGUCAGACCACAGGAGUGGAGGGGACACAGUCUCAGAGGCAGGCGUGGUAGGAGAGGGAGCCAUCGGUAUGAUAUGCAACAAAAACGGAGAUUGUAGAAGGGACCCGACCAGUUCAGGGAGCCUCUCCUCUCUCAUCUCAAGGCAGGAGAAGCAGACAGAUGGAGUAGUGGCAGCAGCUGAAGACGGCAAGGGGCAGGCUGCAGUCAUGGACGGCUCUAUCACUUCAGCGGGGUCCAUGACACAGGUGCCCGGGGCCGAGGUCAAGACCGCGGCAGCGAUGGAGAAAAAGGACUCCAGAGUUUCCUUCUCCAACGCCCCGGCUAGUAAAGGACAGACUCCGAGUCAACAGUCGAGAAAUUCUGUCACAUUUUCCAAAACUGAGGAUGGCUCUCAGAUAGUGCCGGAUGAUGGAGACCCCAGGGGGAAUCAGACAUACAUGCAGCGGCAGUUUAGCUCCAUGCUUCAGCCCGGAGUUAACAAAUUCUCCCUGCGCAUGUUUGGCAGCCAGAAGGCAGUGGAGAAAGAACAAGAGCGCGUAAAGUCAGCGGGUAACUGGAUUAUUCACCCAUACAGCGACUUCAGGUUCUACUGGGACUUCACCAUGCUGAUGUUCAUGGUGGGCAACCUGAUCAUCAUCCCCGUGGGCAUCACCUUCUUUAAGGACGAGACCACCACGCCCUGGAUCAUCUUCAACGUGGUUUCCGACACCUUCUUCCUCAUGGACCUGGUGCUGAACUUCAGGACUGGCAUCGUGUUCGAGGACAACACUGAGAUCAUCCUCGAUCCCGACAAGAUUAAGAUGAAGUAUCUGAAGACCUGGUUUGUGGUGGACUUUGUCUCCUCCAUACCCGUGGAUUAUAUCUUCCUCAUUGUGGAGAAAGGGAUCGACUCGGAGGUGUACAAGACAGCCCGGGCGCUCCGCAUCGUCCGCUUCACUAAGAUCCUCAGUUUGCUGCGGCUGCUGAGGCUGUCCAGACUCAUCCGUUACAUCCACCAAUGGGAGGAGAUCUUCCACAUGACCUAUGACCUGGCCAGUGCUGUGAUGCGAAUAUUCAACCUGAUUGGUAUGAUGCUGCUGCUGUGUCACUGGGAUGGCUGUCUCCAGUUCCUGGUUCCCAUGCUGCAGGACUUCCCGUCUGACUGCUGGGUCUCCCUCAACAAGAUGGUGAAUGACUCAUGGAGCGAGCUGUAUUCCUUUGCCCUGUUUAAGGCCAUGAGCCACAUGCUGUGCAUUGGAUAUGGAAGACAAGCUCCAGAGAGCAUGUCGGACAUCUGGCUGACCAUGCUCAGUAUGAUCGUCGGAGCCACCUGCUACGCCAUGUUCAUCGGCCACGCAACUGCACUCAUCCAGUCUCUGGACUCAUCCAGACGGCAAUACCAAGAAAAGUACAAACAAGUGGAGCAGUACAUGUCAUUCCACAAACUACCGGCCGACUUCCGACAGAAAAUCCAUGACUACUAUGAGCACAGAUACCAGGGCAAGAUGUUUGAUGAAGAGAGCAUCCUGGAGGAGCUUAAUGAGCCUCUGCGCGAGGAAAUCGUCAACUUCAACUGCCGUAAGCUGGUGGCCUCCAUGCCGCUGUUUGCCAAUGCUGAUCCCAACUUUGUGACAGCCAUGCUGACCAAACUGAGAUUUGAAGUAUUCCAGCCCAAAGACUACAUCGUUAGAGAGGGCACCAUCGGCAAGAAGAUGUACUUCAUCCAGCAUGGGGUGGUCAGCGUCCUGACCAAAGGAAGCAUCGGCAUGAAGCUGAUGGACGGCUCCUACUUUGGAGAGAUCUGUCUGCUGACCCGUGGCAGACGGACGGCCAGUGUGCGAGCUGACACCUACUGUCGCCUAUACUCUCUCUCUGUGGACAAUUUCAACGAGGUGCUGGAGGAGUAUCCCAUGAUGAGGAGGGCCUUUGAGACGGUUGCCAUUGACAGAUUGGACAGGAUAGGCAAGAAGAACUCACUCCUGAUGCACAAAGUUCAGCAUGAUCUGAACUCUGGUGUUUUCAACAAUCGUGAGAAUGAGAUGAUCCAGGAGAUAGUUAAAUAUGAUCGGGAAAUGGUUCAGCAAGUUGAUAUACCACGACCACGGGCCAUGUCCAUGACACCUCCUCUACAUGGUGGAUUCUUUACUCCUCCAGGUUCCUCCACCCAACCCCAGAAUUCAGCCAUUGCCACUCUGCAGCAGGCUGUAGCCAUGAACUUUUGUCCCCCCAUGCAAGGGAACCUGCAGUCCCCCAGGAUGGUGAGGAGAUUCCAGGUGAUGGAAAGUGUAUCCAGCCCUGUCUCAGCCUCUCCACUGCAGUCUCAGCUCCUUGCUUCUGGUGCCUUUGCUCCCAUCCUGUCCAGCCCCCCUGUCCAGAGUCCACUGGCAGUUGGAGGACGAUCAUUCCAGUAUGGAUCCAGUGGCCUGGCUGGUCCCACCUCAGGCUCCCAGCUUUCUCUAGCCCAGCAGCACACAGCCAGCCCUGCACACCGGCCCAGCACACAUAAGAGUACCCAUUCUUUGCAAAUGGGCAGUCUGAGCCAAGACGCUAGGGCACUAUCAGCCUCUCAGCCCUCCCUGCCUCAUGAGGGGGCGCAACCAGGUGCCCCUAGUCCGCCCCAGUCUACACGAGUCUCCUCCACUUCCAUUGGACCCCCCCAGACCCCAUCAGGUCACACAGGCGUCCGGAGUGCUAUACCACAUAGGGUGGUACUGCCCCACCAGAUGUCUGUGGGGGCCUUCCCUGUGGCAGCCCUGCCUGGUUCUGUGCAGGGUUUUGCAGCUGGUACAGGGCUGGCAGUAGGGGGUGUGGGAACAGGUCUGGGGGAGUCGGGACUACCCAAGAAGGACUCUGUAGUGAGCCUUCCUGAGACAGACCACAGCAAAGUCAGAUCCAGGCUAUCCUCAAACUUGUGAUCUUAAUUAAACUCUUCUGGAGGAGUGACUCAGUGAGGGGCAUGACUGCAGGAACACGGGGGAUUUUUGUUCUUUCUCCUACUGUUCCUCUUCUCUCUUCCCACUCCAGUUUGACUAUCUGAAUGUAUGAAUGUUGAGUGAGUGGCAGCAGGGAGAAUCUGAAAGGAGACUGUUCUAACAUAAUAAAUUCUGUAUGGGGACUUUUGAAUCUGCAGCAUUGAGAUGUUUCUACUCACAGACAUAGUAGUUGCACAGAUCAGUAGUGGUAAAGUAGCUUCUCCCCACCCCCGACUCCUUUAUUUACUGUAUUUCAAAACAUAGUCAACAAUAUAUUGGCAUUUCUGCUUCACUAUCCUCUCAUUCACCACAUUUAAUGCAAAUUUGGGGUCGGAUGGGACUAAAAGAAAAUCAGGGACCUGCUUCAGAUAUCAGAAGUUGGCACUUUAAUGGGGUUUAACUACUGUAUCUACCACAUUUUGUCAGUAGGCUGGCUGUAAAAGACGAUCUAAUGCAUAAUAAUUGUGGUUUUAUAAAAAGUCAUAAUAAGUUUGAACAUUAAAAUUAAGUAUCCCUGUAGACCAAAUUUGUAAGCACAAUUAAUUAAUAUUCAAUAAGAGAUGAGAGAAAAAUGCACUCUCCUCUGACGACCUUUAUUCCAAUAUUUUAAGCCAUAUUUUCCCCCAGAUUAUUGAUAUGAAAGUAUAUUUAUAAAUCAAACAGGCAUUUUCAGAAUCUAGUUGGCCUCUUUUGUAGGUCUUCCCUGCCUCUGUUAGUCCCCACAGAUAAAUAUAUGAGCCCCUAGGAUCUUCAGAUCACAGACUAUGAAUAUCCUUCAUACUGAAAUUACAGCUGUGAAGCAAAUUGUCUAGUUCCAGCCAAGCCAUCGAUUUAUACAGGAAAUGUCUGCACGUUUGUUUAAGUUAAAGCUGCAUUAAUCAAUAUUUUUUAUAUUAACAAUAAAUCAAAUGACUAUGGGUAAUGUGAAGGGAGUUGCUCGUAGUGAUGAUCACUCAACUCUUAAUCUCUAUGGAGCUUUUUAGCCUUUGUUAGUUCAUUGUUUUGGCUCUAAAGCCCACAGAUUUUCUGUACAGUUCAGUCUUAUUGCUCAUCAACCCUGUUUCCAAAAGCAAAAGGCAGCAGUAUUCAGUAAAAAAGAUCCCUUAAACCCAUUAUGUGUGACAUGCACAUUUAGCAACUUAAUAGUCAGAUAUUUUUCUCAGGAGUUGGUGUAGACUAAAUCAGAUCUAAAAGGCUAGUAAAUAUCAGACUUAUGUCUGUCAGGUGGCCAGAAAGAGGUGGGAUUAUAAUGUUGCUUGUGUCCGCUGGAUGUUUAAGUAGUGAAUUGUUUGCCAACUUGUCUGCUGUAGCAACAGUAAUAUUAUGUCAGGGUUGUUUGUCUGUAAACUUGUUUUGCUUUUGUUGCCAAUGUUGCCAAAAAUUGAUUAAUGCAGCUUUAAGAGUAAUGAGUUCACAAGAUCUAAUAAAAAUGUACCAUACUAAAAGACACUUCCUCUUAACAGCAGAAUAGAUUCCUGAAGCAAUAGGUUUAUGGACUGUAGUCAUGUGAGUAGUAAUAUCCCACACUUUGUGAAAGUAUUCUAAUGUAUCUUAGACAUUAUAAUUCACUGCCAGUUAAUUACAAAUAAUUUUAUACAACUCAAGAUGUAAAUCCAUUCAAUCUCACAGAAUCCAAAUAUAAAUCCAUUCUCUUCUAACCCUGAAUCUUACAUUUCUUGCAGCAGCAAUUUGGGCAAUAUGUCACUAUGCCAAAGUCAAUUCAUACAGAUAAUGAAACUCCUGCAAAGCCCAACCCUAUUGUAAGCAUUACAGUUUUGAUCAACAGCCAAGGACAGUGCAGAUACUUUGCAGGAUGUAUAUCGCAGUGUGCCUCUGUCAUUAAUGCCUCAAUAAGAGUUCAUCAGAUCCCGCUGAUUUGUGUCCAAAAGCAUUAGGAAGGGUCUCCCAGACCAGACAUUCUAUUCAACUCAUCUCACUAAUGCCUGAACCAUUACUGAGUAAUGAGAGUGGAAAUUGGAAUCUCCCGGGUCUGUUUGUGACUGUUAUUAUUCUCCUUCGAUUGGAUUUCAUUAUACAGUGCCAAUGAUGAAUUCCUCCUCUAUGAUCAUUUUGCAUUUUCAUUUUGUUUAGUUUCAGUUCCUGCAUGUUAUCCACCUUGAGAAUUCCGUAUAGGACAAAGUUGAAGGUUUGUAUAUUUUUAUAGUGUUUUUGAGGUUUGUUGUGUUUUUGUUUUAUGCCCAAAUUAUGCCCUGUGGAACCUAUUUGGAUUCUGAAAAAUAAUUAAUAUAGAGCUGAGCUUCACAUCGUGUCCUGGAGGACAGGAAAUGCAUAUAGUGACAAAAUUUUAUAGACAUUUUUUACUUCAUUGGAAAGCACACAGUGGAGGAAGACAGAUGGACCAGAUGGAUUGCAAAAAAAGGGUCAUUUGCUAAAUCUAAAUCACAAUCAGAUAUUAGUAACUCGAGCGCAAUGAUCCUAAACAACACCACAAUUUAAAAAAAAAAAGCCGAAGAAUGAACUGAGUGAAACCAAAGUUUCAAGGCCUGAAAUUUUUCGUAUGCAAAUGUUUUCAAAAUAUAAAUGACAUGUCGCAGGCUGACCGUACAAAUCAGAGAAUACUAUACUAAACUCAUUCAGUCAUAUUGUCUGAAAGUGAUGUUUAUCACACAAAGCAAUAACUGUUUGAAAAAGAGUGAGUGGUCAUUUUAUGCAGAUGAUGUUCUGUUGUGUCCCUGAGGUGUUAAUGGAGAUGCAAUCACCUUUUGGAAACUUUACUGAGAAUUUGUUUAAAGUCUGUUUGUGGAAGAACUUGAACAGAGAUUCAGAUUUAAAAUGCACUCUUUAGUGACAAUAACUUGAUUGGCAUGGUUGUUAUAUCUAUGUGUAAACAUAGUGUUCAUCAUGUAAACCAGACUAUUUAUUUAUUUAGCCUAGUUUACUGUAGCUGUAGACAUACUGAAACAGAAAAUGUUUGAAAAAGAAAUAUCUUUGUAAUCUUUGACAAAAUGCAUAAUAUCGUCUGGUAUGAACUGAUAAUACUGAACAAAACCGUUUGCAUUAUAAAAGAUGUAUCACUUCUUUUUCUACAGUCGCUCACAGUACCACCCACAGUUUGUAUAUAAUCCUGUGCCAGUUGCUGUGAGGUCUGCAUGGUUUCUUCAAUUGUGUAUGUUUUAUUUGUUUAUUUAUUUGUCUAAUCUCGCACCCCAGUCAAUUCACAAAUCCUGUUCCUUUUGAUUUUUUUCCCCUUCUAUGCCGUUACCUCUGCCAUCUAAUUAGCAUGUUGCCCAGAACUCUGUAAAUGCACUUUUCCCUCUUUUUGCAACUUUACAAACAUAUUUAGUGUUAUGUAAAUGCUACAACACCUCAGCUGUUCUUUUUCAGUACACCCUCCAGGCUUUGGGAAGGAUGGUAUCUGUGCCACACACACAUGCACGCAGCAGCAACACCAACACCAACAGAAGCAUCUGUGUUUGCCAAGUUGUGUGCUUUCAAAAGGCUUUUUUUCUAAAAACUUUCUUCAUAGAUCCUAAUUUUUUCUUGUCUUCAAUGCUAUAGCUUCUCCAGAGUUACAACUAUUUUCCAUUCCAAUUUUUAUUCAAAUGUGUCUUUGGGUUUAUCAAUGACAGUAAAGUAUGGAGAUUCAGAUUGUUUAAAAUGUUUACCUACAAGGGCUGUUCAUUUGGAUUGAGCGAUGGUGUGAUUUUGUGUCUCUCACUUUGUCAUACAAGUACAUUCCUGCUAAUGAGUUCAGAUUAUUUUUGGCCAAUAAUGACUACACCAACACUGAAAAAUAUAUACAGCACUUUUUUUACACUAGUUGUUUCUGUAUUUUACAGGAUACAAUACAACAUGAUUAAAUAUCAAACAGCAACCA
Messenger RNA from Siniperca chuatsi (mandarin fish), 8633 nucleotides. It is a transcript of the gene hcn2b, whose product is annotated as hyperpolarization activated cyclic nucleotide-gated potassium channel 2b. Gene Ontology annotation, cellular component: membrane. Gene Ontology annotation, molecular function: voltage-gated potassium channel activity. The record is from RefSeq and is a predicted model, not a curated record. Gene Ontology annotation, biological process: potassium ion transport; transmembrane transport. NCBI's taxonomy places the organism in Eukaryota, Metazoa, Chordata, Actinopteri, Centrarchiformes, Sinipercidae. The coding region runs from base 1574 to 4738 and encodes 1054 amino acids. The transcript is spliced from 9 exons.